Molecule: messenger RNA, 939 nt
Organism: Aphanomyces astaci
Lineage: Eukaryota; Oomycota; Saprolegniomycetes; Saprolegniales; Verrucalvaceae
Exons: 3
Coding region: 1-939 (312 amino acids)
Source: RefSeq, a predicted model, not a curated record
AUGAAAAAUGCGCUGGCUACAUGGAUUGAUGACGACCCCAAGCACAACCCCAAGACGUUGUUCAAGAUGCUCAAGGCAUCCAUUGGUCAAGAAAGAUUCGGUGGCAUGCCAUGUCCCACUUUGAAGCAAGUGCAGCAUGCAGUGCACUACAUGCGGUCCAAAGACCUUUUUCAGAAGAGCACCGUUCCUGCAGCGAUUGAAGAACUCAUGAAGUGGCGAAUCACCGACAACGUCGAAGACCACGUGGCGCAUAAACCAUUUGUGUUUGAUGUCGAGGAGGAAGCUGGUCGCUUCGCGCUUCGCGACGGUGGUAUGCAGGCAUUUCGCGUUGGAUUGUCAACAGUGGAACUCCUUCGAAAGUACCACGCUGUGGUCACAGCCAACCCAAUGAAGACCGUCAUAUGUCACAUGGACACGACAUUUUCGACGAACGUGCUGGGCUACCCCAUGUUUGUAUUUGGAUACUCCGACAUGGCGGGAUCAUUUCACCUUCUGUGCGUAUGCAUCACGUCGCAGCGGACCCACGCCGAUGUCGCGUGGCUACUGCGGUCACUCAAGGAGAAGUUCACAAGUCUCCUGAAUUAUGCAUGGGCGCCGACAAGACUUAUGGGUGAUGCAGACAAGGCACAAUUCCUAGGAAUGACCAACGCACCUUAUUGCUACGACAAACGCCAAUGCAUGACAAGCGAGGAGUGGACAAGUGUCACCUUUGACAUUUACCUGUUGCACAUGUCCACAAGUGAAGCCAAUUUGGUCAACAACAUGGACACAGCGCACGCAAACUGGAAAGGCAGCCGCACCCUACAAAAGUUCCGAACCUACUUUUUCAACACAUGGCUGCCGUACCACGCCGUGUAUUCAACAAAUUGUGGGCCGCGGUUUUGGAAGUGGCAAGUGUUUCACAGCCAUAGGGGGCUCGUACACCAACAACCCCAAUGA